This is a messenger RNA of Solanum verrucosum, 723 nucleotides long. RefSeq lists its product as uncharacterized. The coding region runs from base 1 to 723 and encodes 240 amino acids. The transcript is spliced from 2 exons. NCBI's taxonomy places the organism in Eukaryota, Viridiplantae, Streptophyta, Magnoliopsida, Solanales, Solanaceae. The record is from RefSeq and is a predicted model, not a curated record.
AUGAUAGAUGAGGAAGUUAGGUCGGCUCUUCUAAUGAUGGCUCAAGCCGUAACUACUCAAUCCCAAGCUAUGACGUCCCAAGCCACUAGAGAUGGUGGGACUCAUGUGAACCCUAAUGUGAGCACAAUGGCUUCUAGGUUGAGGGACUUUGUGAGGAUGAACCCUCCGGUGUUUCUUGGUUCCAAGGUGAGAGAGAAUCCCCAAGAAUUUGUGGAUGAGGAUUAUAAGGUAGUUGAUGCUAUGGGGGUGACUUCGGUAGAAAAAGUGGAACUAGCCACUUAUCAAUUGAAGGAUGUUGCUCAAGUUUGGUUUACUCAAUGUAAGAGUAAUAGGACGGUAGGAGCGGGUCCUAUUGAUUGGGAGGUGUUUAAGAAAGCCUUCCUUGAUAGGUUCUUUCCCCAUGAGAAGAGAGAAGUUAAGGUGGAAGAAUUUAUCAACCUUAGGCAAGAUUCUUCAAGCACUCCUAGGGUUAACCAAGAGAAAGGUAGCGGACCUCCAUUUCCUAAACCUAUUUGCACCAAUUGUGGAAAGAAACACUAUGGGAAGUGCCUAGCUGGUACAAAUGGGUGUUAUGGUUGUGGAAAGAGUGAUCAUCAAGUGAAAGAUUUCCCUACUCUUACGGCAAAAGGGAGAGAGGCCAAGCAAGUUUCUCCUAGUGUCCCGGAUCCUUAUGCUCCAAAGCAUGGUCGUUUCUAUGCACUUCGGUCUAGAGAGGACAAAUAA